AUGGCCCCGACCUAUUGGCCGUCGCCAUGGCAGCCACCCCCCUGGUCGAUGCCGCUGCUGCUGCUCGUCCUGUCUUCCUGUUUCCUGCCUGAGUCGGCCACGCCCUUCCCCAAAGACCUGGAGCCAAUCAACGUGGUCGCCUCAGAGCAGUCCUACCAGUUUCCAGGUUUUCAAGGUUUGCUCCAGGACAACGACACCCUGCGUCUGGGUCUGGACUUCCAGAGGUUGUUACGCAUCAACCACAUGUUGUACAUCGCUGCCCGGGAUCACGUGUUCGCAGUGAACCUGACGACGGCUUCAGAGGAGUUCGUCCCUCGGCUGAAGCUGACGUGGCGAUCCAAAGACGUCAGCAAGUGUACGGUCAGAGGGAAGAACAGCGACGAGUGCUACAACUACGUCAAGGUUCUGGUGCCGCGCAACGACGAGACGCUGUUCGCCUGCGGGACCAACGCCUUCAACCCCACCUGCCGGAACUACAAGAUGACGUCUCUGCAGCAGGUCGGUGACGAGGUCGUCGGUCAGGCUCGCUGCCCCUUCGAGUCCGGUCAGUCCAACGUGGGACUGUUUGCUGGAGGAGAUUUCUACUCGGCCACCAUGACAGACUUCCUGGCCAGCGACGCCGUCCUCUACAGAAGUCUGGGGGACGGCCGGCCCGUCCUCAGGACCGUCAAGUACGACUCCAAGUGGCUCAGAGAACCUCACUUCCUGCACGCCAUCGACUACGGUAACUACGUCUACUUCUUCCUCAGUGAGAUCGCAGUGGAGUACACCGCCCUGGGCAAGGUUGUCUUCUCUCGAGUCGCCCGGGUCUGUAAGAACGAUAACGGAGGUUCACCCCGAGUUCUGGAGAGAUACUGGACCUCCUUCCUGAAGGCUCGUCUCAACUGCUCCGUCUCCGGAGAGUCCUUCUUCUACUUCGAUGUCCUCCAGUCUCUCACCAACGUGCUGCAGAUCAACCAGAGGCCGGCGGUGGUCGGGGUCUUCACCACCCAGGCCAACAGCAUCCCCGGCUCGGCUGUCUGUGCGUUCUACAUGGACAACAUCGAGAAGGUCUUCAAUGGGAAGUUCAAGGAGCAGCGGACCGGCGACUCGUCCUGGACUCCAGUUCCUGACGAGCAGGUCCCCAGACCCAGACCCGGUUCGUGUGCGGGCGACGGUCCGGCGUCAGACUUCAGGUCGUCGGUUCACUUCCCCGACGAGACGCUGACAUUCAUCAAGUCGUAUCCUCUGAUGGACGAAGCGGUUCCCUCUGUCAACGACCGGCCCUGCUUCACCAGGACCUCCAGCAGGUCCAAGCUGACCCAGAUCGUGGUGGAUGUGUCGGCCGGCCCCUUCAAGGACCGGACCGUGAUGUUCCUGGGCUCCGACGACGGCCGAGUCCUGAAGGUCUUGGCCAGCACGCAUCCCAACGACAGCUUCGGGUCUCAGCUGCUGGAGGACAUCGACGUCUACAACCCAUCCAGGUGCAACGUUCAGGGUCAGGAAGACAGGAGGGUUCUGGGCCUGGAGCUGGACAAGGACCACCACGCCCUGUUCGUGGCCUUCAGCAGCUGCGUCAUCCGGGUGCCACUCGGCCGCUGCAGCCGACACGGAGCCUGCAGGAAAGCCUGCCUGGCCUCUCGUGACCCAUACUGCAUCUGGCUGCGGACUGGGAGUUGUGCCAAUAUGGCGCCGGGUUUCAAGGCCGGGUUUGACCAGGACAUCGAGGGCGACCACUCGUUCCCUCCAGACAGCUGCCACGCUGAUGUGUUGGCAACGACACGGAACCAGGAGUCUGCAGCCGACUCUGCCUACGGUGUCCGCCGUCUCCCGGAGAUGGACCAGCGCGCCGCCAACGUGCACUACACGCUGCUGAUCGCCUGCGUGCUGGUGGCCUUCUUCCUGGGCGCCGUCCUGUCGGGCUUCCUGGUGUCAUGUUACUGCGGCCGCAGCGCCGCCCAGCGGAAGGACCCUGAGGCACCGCUGCCGCACGCCCUGUCGCUGCGGUCGCUCGCCAAGCUCAACGGGCUGCUGGACGGACAGCCGAAGGAGGACAAGCUGGACGUGUCCACGCCGAGGAUGUACAGCUCCUUCAUCCCCAACGGCCGGGCGGAGCCUCCCCUCCACAGCCCCGGGCUCCAGGGCCUGCAGCUGGGGGACCCCGACCUCCGCCUCUCCCAGUCCCUGUCUCAGGCGGAUGGAGAGCUGUCCGGUCUGCCCACGCCGGACUCCACCCCGGAGCUUCCCAUCAAGGACACGAAGGCCCCGCGGCACCAUCAGUACGAGAAGAACGUGAACUGCAACAACGCCAGCGGCUCCAGGUCCGGUCUGGGGUUCAUGGCCGUGGUCGGGAAUUCGGUGAGCCAGCAGGCGUUCCCGGUCUCUGACCACCAUGGUUUGAGCAACGGAGUGGGCGCCUCUUCGACUUCGCUGCACCUCCCUGAGGAGAGGAAGGUCUUGCAUGAGGAGCGAGCGACAGCAGCAGGAGGAGCCCCCCAUCACCACCACUCCCAGCAGUCCCUCCCCCAGGCGGUGGUGGACGUGUCGGCGCUGGACGAGCUGCUCAAACACAUCCAUGAGGUCAGCGCGUCGGGGACCGGCGGCAUCAAGGUCCUCACCUCCACCUCUUCGUCCUCCCUGUUCCCCGGGCCCUCCUUGUCCUCCGCCGGAGGAGGACAUCAUCACAAUCACCACCACCAUCAUCCUCAUCAUCAUACCAGUAACAAUCCCCACGGCCCGACCCGCACCCACCACUAUAACCAGCAGCAGAUCCCAGAGACAGAAUCCUCUCCGUACUACAGCACCUCCACGCUGCCGAGGGACGGCCUCCCCAAACGCCCAGACGCUCCCACGCACAACUCCACCUCGUCCUCCGCUUCUUCCUCCUCUUCGUCCUCCAACAAUCCCACCUCCUCCACCUCCAUCCCUUCCUCCUCCUCUUCCUCCUCCUCCACUCCUCUCCAGCAGCAGGUGAUUCCGGAGAGACCCGGCGGGAGCGGCGGCGUCCCCGUGUCUCGCCACCUCUCCCAGCGCCACUCGCUCAUCAAGAUGGGUGCCGUGCCGCGCCACCACAGCUUCAACCAUCGAGGGGGGCAACCGGCGCACUUUCUCGCCAGGAUGAACACCAACAGCAGCAGCAACGGCCCCCCUGGUCCGAGCGCCGGCGCCUGCCUGACGCGGCAGCACAGCUACAGCGAGGGGCCUCACGGGCAGCGGGCGGCGGUCGUCCGGAGAACGGCGUCGCUCAAACCCCAAGUCCCGCCGAAACCGCUGUUUCUUCCCAACGCGGCAAUGUCACCGGUAGCAGGGGCGGGAAAAUACAACUACUGA
Messenger RNA from Cyclopterus lumpus (lumpfish), 3309 nucleotides. Its product is annotated as semaphorin-6D-like. The record is from RefSeq and is a predicted model, not a curated record. Gene Ontology annotation, molecular function: semaphorin receptor binding; chemorepellent activity. Lineage: Eukaryota; Metazoa; Chordata; Actinopteri; Perciformes; Cyclopteridae. Gene Ontology annotation, biological process: semaphorin-plexin signaling pathway; positive regulation of cell migration; negative chemotaxis. The transcript is spliced from 20 exons. The coding region runs from base 1 to 3309 and encodes 1102 amino acids.